Molecule: messenger RNA, 2901 nt
Organism: Trypanosoma cruzi
Lineage: Eukaryota; Euglenozoa; Kinetoplastea; Trypanosomatida; Trypanosomatidae
Exons: 1
Coding region: 1-2901 (966 amino acids)
Source: RefSeq, a predicted model, not a curated record
AUGUUAGCAAAGGCGUGCGCAUGGGGUGUGAAACUUUCUUGUGGUCCACUGAUGUCUGCGAGCAGCCAUUUCGGUUGUUCUUUUAGUAUAGUUUUGUGUAUUUGUGUCUGUGUGCGUGUGUGUGUGUUUUUGUGGGUGGGCGUGCGUGUAUUUUUGUUCUUAUCUGCCGCGGUCUAUUCUGCCAUGCCUUAUCGCUUCCUGCUUGUCGCUGUGUGGUGGCUGCAGUUUGGUGCUUUUUUUCUCAAAUCCAAAGAAGGGGUGCAUAAGGUUAAGGGAAGAGGAAAACGACAGGGACGGCACAUGGCGUCUGUUACGGGUGGCCGGGAGAAGUCGCGCUCUUCAACAGCCCCAUCGUCAUUUGCGGCAUUACGCACCUCCAACCGCCAGAGGAGGGAUGUUAGCGAGAAGCGUCGAGUGAAAGGCAGCAGAACAGUGAGUGGCGAACGGAGAGCGGUGAAAAUGGAGAAUCUCCAAGCUCAGUUGACGUAUCACAAGACGCGUCUCGUGGAGAAGCUUCUUGAUCUUUACGUCCGCGAUGCCCUUUCAAACUCCUUUGAAGAGUUGCGGCGUAAAGAGAGAGAAAGGACCUUCCACAGGGCUCUCACUGCGUCAUUCUCGGAGUGGAGUGCAAGCGGCGAGGGUGGGCGCAAGUACACAGUAGGGCGGUCUCACGCAACUAAUGGCGGACCCACUGCAAAUGUCUCGGAGAUGGAACGGAUGAUACGAGAACGUCUGCGGGAUGAGUACCGCGUGGAUGCUGCGCAUGCUGCAGAGCACUGGUUCACGUCGCCGCAAGAGGAUGGAUUUGUCUUUGUCGUGCUGCGUCGAUUAGUUUCCAUGACGCGGGAGGAGGCACAACAAGAAAUACGGAAAGCCGUAGCGCAGUACGUUGACCCACAUGUGAAGGCGUUUUGGGACCUCAAACGCCUGCAUCGAGUGACGGCUGGAUACAGUCUUUAUGGGAGUGAGCUGAGAAGUGUACAGGAGGCCAUCCACCGCGCCAUUGCAAAGAAGAGGGCGGAGUUGGAGAGAAAUCGUGCCACCAAGACCGAGUUGCAGCGGGCGGAUCGCGUCCAUCGUGUGAAGACGGCUUUUUCCAUGUUGAAAAGAGAUGUGGGGGAUGUCUCCUCUUUGCGCUAUGUUGUGCCGGAGCGUUACGAGGCGCCCCCUGACGUGCAAUUGAAAGAACAACUGCGGAAGCUGCGGGUUCGUGUUCAUCAGCAGCAACUGGAGGAACAGGCGCUGCAGCAACGGUUGGAGUCAAGCCGUGAGGCUGCAAAGAAACGUCUGAAACUACUUCGGGAUGAAGUGGAGGCUAUCCGUCAGAAGAUAUAUCAGGUCGAGCACGAGAUUGCUUCCAAAACCAUUGACAUCGAGGAGCUGCAGGCGGCGUCUGCCAAAGGCUUGGAUGACGGUAGAGAUGCGGACGAUAAUGAUGAUGAUAAAAAGAAGGAGAACAUGGAAACGACGACGACGACGACGAAGUGGAGGAAGAAGAAGAGGGGGAGGAGCCUCUCCUGGGCGGAGCAGACGUUGCAGCUGGAGUUUGAGUUGGCAGAAGCAACAAGAGAUGAACCCGAACUUCAAACAAGAUGUGAAGAACUUCGCCGUCGCUUACAGGCCCUCACGGCGGAGAAGAACAUGUUAGACGCAGAGAUUGCCACAAAUGAGGCGGAACUCACAACAUCUCUUUCGGAGAAGGAGGAGAUUGCACGGAUGCUCACAGCGGGCGUAGAAAAGGCACGGGCAACUGUCCUUCACCUGCGACGUCAGCAAAAUCUUCUGGUGGGGGAGUUGAACUCCAUGCGGGACGUCGUGCUGCAUGGACGCUCCCACGGACUUUUGGCACGCCGAGCCCUUAAGUCACGUUUGCUGGAGACCGCGUCGCAAUUGGCACUGGAGAAACUUUUGCAUGCACGUCUCACGGCGCAAGUGCAGUGGCAGCGGGAGCAGAUUCACCGUGAGCAGCAGGCGAUUUCGACCCUAUCGAAUGUGCCGCAGAGAUCCGCUAAGGAACGGCAGAUGGAGAGCUUUGACCGAGUUGUGACGCUGGCAAAGGAGUUGGCACGAUGGACAAUUGACGAGGGCGACAAGGAGACGACUUCGCUGCGGAACGAAGAUCUCGAGUCCCGCAUUCAGGAUCGUGUUGUGGUGUGUCAUGAUGCCUGCUUGCGGCUCCGUGGUGAGAUCGCAAAAAUGAUCAGCAGCGAGGAAUUGGCACGUCGUGUGGCGCAGCGUCAGCAGGAAUUAUUGGAGCAUCAAUGGAUUGAAUGGAAGGUGCGUCAGGAGGAUCUUCUCGUGGCGGCCGUGGAGCCGUUUCGGUCAGCCACCGUGAAUGCCUCGCCGCUCCCUGUUCCGUUGCCAACAGCGGAGGUUCUCCAUCAUGAGACGCAACGACUGUACGCGGCCCUCUCCCAUAUGCUGCACCGUGAGAGCCGCUGCAAGGCAAUCCUGCAGCUUCUGCAGGGGUACGAGGAUCGGGCGUCAAGCGGGAAUGAAAUUCAACUACUCCCCUUCCGUCCCGCAGGGAAUUUCACGGCGGAUUCCAUCCGUCUUUCUUCUCUACCUUCGGUCGCCACCACCACCACCACCACCAACACUGCGCCCACCGGCACGGUGCAGCCACAGUCCAUCAUACAAAUGCAGAUUUCUCCUGCCGCGGCGCACCGGAAGAUGGUGCUGCAGUUCAUCAAGAACGAAAUUCAGCCAUUGUACGACUCCAACCAAAUCUCGCGCGUUCGUUUUAUGGACGUUGUUGAGCGUGUCUCGCGUUGGUUCCUCACCACGCACCCGUUGCCACAACCCGUCCUUGCAGAGAACGAGCAACAGGCCAUCUGCCAGCAGAUUCAGGCAACAUUGACGUGGCAGGACGAGCAACAAAUAAAGAGGCGUGGUGCAUGA